UUGGAUAAGAUCACUAGCAUUCCAGAUCACACAUUUGUUGUCUGCCCUAUCCUUAUUCAUUCUAGACUACUAGUCAUCAAUGGAACAGAAAAGAAAAGAGCUAACAAUCUUAUUCCCACAAAUUUGGGAUAUGUAAACUGGGUUUCGUGGAAAUUGCCCACCAGCUGUGAAAUUAAGCUUCACUGGAACUUCCCAAAUUUAGUGCAGCAGCUAGCCAAGUCACUUGGAUAUGCAGCCAAUGUCUUGCUGCAAUACAAUUUCAGAGUGACAAGUUAGACUGUUGCAAUGAAGUGAAAAACAAUCCAUAUUGAUGGCAGAGAGUUCUGUUAACUUUCUUCUGGAGAAGCUUGCAACCCUAUUCGAAAAGGAUGUACACCUGUUUGGAGGAGUUCGAGAAGAAGCUGUGUAUCUGAGAGGAGAAUUGGAAAGGAUGAAGGCCUUCCUAAGGAUCGCAGACACACUGCAGGAAAGUGAUGAGGAACUCAAAGUCUGGGUGAAGCAACUAAGAGAUAUUUCUCAUGAAACUGAAGACAUUCUAGAUGAAUACACUCUUCUCCAGGGGCAUGAUCAUGAUCACGGUCGAGGAAUAUUUGGCUCUUUAUACAGGUUGGGUUGCUGUAUUAAGAAUGCCAAAGCUUGUUACCGUAUUGGUUCCGAGUUGCAAGCCAUCAACUCAAGAAUCAAAGAGAUUUGUGAGGUUCACAAGAGACUUCGUCACAAAUUCAGAAAGGCUGAACAAGAUCCUGGAUCCGACGACAGUGCAGGAAAUACAUGGCAAGACUGUCGAGGAGAUGCCCUUCUUUUAGAUAAAUCUGAUCUUGUUGGCCUUGAUGAGCCUAAAAAUCAGCUGGUGGGGUGGCUAUUUAACGGCAGUUCUGGCCGCGAAGUAGUUUCGUUGGCUGGAAUGGGAGGAAUGGGGAAGACCACCUUGGCCAAGCAAGUCUAUGAUGACCCAGAAGUGAAGAAACAUUUUGAAGUCCGUGCGUGGAUCACUGUUAAUCGGUCCUUCAAAUUUGGCGACCUACUCAAAGACAUGGUUCAACAACUCUUUAAAGCAAUCAGAAGACGAAUUCCACAAAUCGUGGCAAACAUGAAUGACUAUCAGCUGAAGACAACAAUAAAGGAAUUGCUGCAAAACCGGAGGUACCUGGUUGUUCUGGAUGAUGUAUGGCAUCUAUAUGAAUGGGAUGCUAUAAAAUAUGCACUGCCUAGCAAUGGUUGUGGCAGCCGAAUUAUGCUCACUACAAGAAAUGCAGAUGUAGCCUCCACCACGGGUGUACUAUGUGAAGGUAAGGCCUAUAACUUAAAGCCCUUACCUCCUCCCGAGUCUUGGGAUCUUUUUUGCAGAAAGGCAUUUCAGUGGAACAAAUGCCCUUCUCAUUUGGAGGAAAUUUGUAAGUACAUCUUAAGAAAAUGUGAGGGACUUCCCCUUGCAAUUGUUGCAAUCAGUGGUGUGUUGGCAACAAAAGAUAAACGUAGAAUUGACGAGUGGGAUAUGGUUCGCCGCAGCCUUGGGGCUGAAAUUGAGGGAAAUGACAAGCUCAAGGAUUUGAAAAAAGUUCUUUCACUCAGCUUUAAUGAUUUGCCAUACUACCUCAAAUCCUGCUUCUUGUACCUGAGCAUCUUCCCUGAGGAUCAUCUGAUUGAACGAAUGAGACUAAUCCGGUUAUGGGUAGCAGAGGGAUUCAUCGAAGCAAAGGAGGGAAAAACACUGGAAGAAGUAGCAGAUGACUAUCUCCAUGAACUCUUGAAUAGAAGCCUAAUGCAAGUGGCUACUACUACACCUGAUGGAAGGGUCAAAACAUGUCGGAUCCAUGACCUUUUGCGUGAGAUCAUCAUCCCCAAGUCAAGAGAUCAGAAUUUCACCACAAUUGUGAAAGACCAAAGCUUGCAAUGGUUUGAAAGAGCUAGACGCCUAUCAAUACAUAGCACGCUACAAAGUGUUCAGCCUAACAGGUCAGUUUCCCAGUUGCGUUCCCUGUUUAUGUUUGGUGCCUCUGAAAAUCCAUCCAUCUCUAAAUUAUUCCCAAGUGGUCUUAGGCUGCUAAAUGUGUUAGACUUGCAAAACUCACCUUUGGAAAAAUUUCCAGUUGAAGUUGUGGACUUGUAUUGUUUGAAAUAUCUGAGCUUGAGGGAAACAAAGGUAAAAACUGUUCCCAGAUCUAUUGGGAGGCUUCAGAGUCUAGAAACUCUAGAUCUUAAGCAUUCCAAUGUCAACCAACUUCCGGUUGAGAUCCUGAAGCUCCAGCGUUUACGCCAUCUUCUGGUAUAUCAACAUGAAUUUGUAUCUUACGAACAUUUUCAUUCAAAAAAAGGUUUUAAAGUCAUGUCAAACAUUGGAGUUUUGCAAGCAUUACAGAAGCUUUGUUUCAUAGAAGUAAACCAAGAUGGAGGCACCAUAAUAAGAGAGCUUGGGAAGCUAAAUCAACUUAGGAGGUUAGGCCUCUUAAAAUUGAGAAAAGAAGAUGGGAAGGCUCUAUGUUCAUCUAUUGAAAAGCUGACGAAUCUUCGCGCCCUGUCUAUAGCUUCAGUCGAAGAAGACGAGAUCAUUGAUCUUCAACAUCUACCUUCUCCUCCUUUGUUGCUUCAGCGGCUGUAUAUGAGAGGACGUUUGGACGCAUUACCCCACUGGAUUCCUUCUCUUCCCAGCCUAGUCAGAUUGUCUUUGAAAUGGAGUCAGUUGAAGGAUGAUCCACUCAUAUACCUGCGAUACAUUCCGAAUCUUGUUCAACUUGAAUUAUGUCAAGUAUUCCUUGGCGACAGAUUGUGUUUCAGGGCUGAUGGGUUUAGAAAGUUGAAGAUUUUAAGCAUGGAUAAGUUUGAUGAACUGAGAUGCAUAGAAGUGGAGAUGGGUGCAAUGGCUUCUCUUGAGAAGCUAAGCAUCCAACGCUGCAAGCUUCUGGAGAAUGUGCCAUCAGGGAUUGAACAUUUAACGAAGCUGAAAGUUCUCGAGUUUUCUGAUAUGCCGGUGGAUUUGAUGAAGACGAUUAGGACAGAUGGAAAAGAUAACUGGAAAGUCUCCCACAUUCCAGAAGUUUAUUCAACUUACUGGAGAGAAGGUGGCUGGGAAGUCUACUCUAUAGAGAGCAUGACUGAUGGGGAGUACUGUCCCCUGCCCAGCAAUCCCUUCAGCCAUGAACUUCAAACUCGUUGGAAGUCCUGGAAAUGAUACUUGUGCUGCGACUGGGAAUGGGAAUGGGGUGAUACAUAUCCUUGUAAAUACGUCGUAAAUACGAUUAUAUAUACUUGCAUCUGUAAUUAAUACUUGUAAAUUAAUAUGUAAUGUAGUUGGGUCCAGGAUCAGAGAGAUUACCUGUGGCUGGUAGUUAUAAACUGGUAGGUAUGGAUAGCAUAUGGCACAACUUGUACAAAUUAAAAUGGGUGUGAAGCUGCAGUGAUCUGUAAAUAGUAUUAGUAUCUGAUUGUUUCUCCAAUUUCAUUUCCCAUGCAACUUAA
Molecule: messenger RNA, 3456 nt
Organism: Prunus persica (peach)
Lineage: Eukaryota; Viridiplantae; Streptophyta; Magnoliopsida; Rosales; Rosaceae
Product: disease resistance protein RPM1
Exons: 2
Coding region: 311-3169 (952 amino acids)
Biological process (GO): defense response to other organism
Molecular function (GO): ADP binding
Source: RefSeq, a predicted model, not a curated record